Molecule: messenger RNA, 3476 nt
Organism: Dipodomys spectabilis (banner-tailed kangaroo rat)
Lineage: Eukaryota; Metazoa; Chordata; Mammalia; Rodentia; Heteromyidae
Gene: Trhde
Product: thyrotropin releasing hormone degrading enzyme
Exons: 19
Coding region: 1-3288 (1095 amino acids)
Biological process (GO): proteolysis; peptide catabolic process
Cellular component (GO): cytoplasm
Molecular function (GO): zinc ion binding; peptide binding; metalloaminopeptidase activity
Source: RefSeq, a predicted model, not a curated record
AUGGCCCUGGACGGCGAGCGUGGGGAGCAAGAGGAGGAGAAGAAAAAGAAGAAGAAGAAAAAGAAGAGGAGGAAGAAGAAGGAGAAGGGAGAGGAGGAGGAGGAGGGGGCCGAGAAGAGAAGCUCACCGUUUGCCGCCCGCACCAUGGCCGAGGAUGCGGCCGCCUCCGCCGCCGCGCUCCGGGCCAGCGGCAGGGGGCUCUCAGACCCCUGGGCAGACUCGGUGGGAGUGAGACCCCGCACCACCGAGCGCCACAUCGCGGUGCACAAGCGGCUCGUGCUGGCUUUCGCCGUGUCCAUCGUGGCACUGCUGGCCGUCACCAUGCUGGCCGUGCUGCUUAGCCUGCGCUUCGACGAGUGUGGGGCAAAUGCGGUGCCAGGCACCGACGGGGGCCCCGCGGGCUUUCCGGAGCGCGGGAGCAAUGGUAGUCUCCCGGGAUCACCCCGGCGCCGCCACCACCACCACCAUCACCAUCACCAUCACACGGGCGGCGGCGGCGGCGGCGGGGACUCCAUGCAGCCCGAGACAAGCGGGGUAGCCAUCCCCGGUCCCCCAUCUCCCCAGCCGCCGCCGCCGCGGCCGCCGCCGUCGGAAGACGAUCGAGAGCACUGGCAGCCAUGGACGCAGCUGCGCUUAUCCGGUCAUUUCAAACCUUUGCAUUACAAUUUGAUGCUCACCGCCUUCAUGGAGAACUUCACCUUCUCCGGGGAGGUCAACGUGGAGAUCGCGUGCCGGAACGCCACCCGUUACGUGGUGCUGCACGCCUCCCGGGUGGCGGUGGAGAAGGUGCAAGUGGCCGAGGACCGGGCAUCCGGGGCGGUGCCCGUGGCCGGUUUUUUCCUCUACCCUAAAACCCAGGUCUUAGUAGUAGUACUGAACAGGACCCUGGACGCUCAGAGGAAUUACAACCUGAAGAUUAUCUACAACGCGCUGAUCGAGAACGAGCUUUUGGGCUUCUUCCGCAGCUCCUACGUGCUCCACGGGGAGAGAAGAUUCCUUGGUGUUACUCAGUUUUCACCUACCCAUGCCAGAAAGGCAUUCCCAUGUUUUGAUGAGCCAAUCUACAAGGCUACUUUCAAGAUCAGCAUCAAACAUCAAGCAACUUAUUUAUCUCUAUCCAACAUGCCAGUGGAAACGUCCGUGUUUGAGGAAGAUGGAUGGGUAACAGAUCACUUUGCACAGACCCCUCUCAUGUCCACAUAUUAUUUAGCCUGGGCAAUUUGCAACUUCACAUUCAGAGAAACUACCACCAAGAGUGGGGUUGUAGUACGGUUAUACGCAAGACCUGAUGCCAUCAGAAGAGGAUCUGGGGACUAUGCUCUCCAUAUUACAAAGAGAUUAAUAGAGUUUUAUGAAGACUACUUUAAAGUGCCCUAUUCCUUGCCAAAACUAGAUCUUUUAGCUGUGCCUAAGCAUCCGUAUGCUGCUAUGGAGAACUGGGGACUAAGUAUUUUUGUGGAGCAAAGAAUACUGCUGGAUCCCAGUGUUUCAUCUAUUUCUUAUUUGCUGGAUGUCACCAUGGUCAUUGUUCAUGAGAUAUGUCACCAGUGGUUUGGUGACCUUGUGACUCCUGUUUGGUGGGAAGAUGUGUGGUUGAAGGAAGGUUUUGCUCACUACUUUGAAUUUGUGGGUACAGACUACCUCUACCCUGGCUGGAACAUGGAAAAACAGAGAUUUCUGACAGAUGUUCUGCAUGAAGUGAUGCUGCUUGAUGGUCUAGCCAGUUCCCAUCCAGUGUCACAGGAAGUGCUACAGGCAACAGAUAUUGACAGGGUAUUUGACUGGAUCGCAUAUAAAAAGGGUGCUGCUUUAAUAAGAAUGCUGGCUAAUUUUAUGGGCCAUUCAGUUUUUCAGAGAGGUUUGCAAGAUUAUUUAACCAUUCAUAAGUAUGGCAAUGCAGCCAGAAAUGAUCUCUGGAAUACAUUAUCAGAGGCUUUAAGGAGAAAUGGAAAAUAUGUAAAUAUACAAGAGGUAAUGGAUCAGUGGACAUUGCAGAUGGGCUAUCCUGUUAUCACCAUCUUGGGAAAUACAACAACAGAACACAGAAUAACAAUUACCCAACAACAUUUUAUUUAUGACAUCGGCGCAAAAAUUAAAGCAACUGAACUUCAAAAUAACAGUUACCUGUGGCAGAUUCCAUUAACAAUUGUGGUGGGAAAUAGAAGCCAUGUGUCUUCAGAAGCAAUUAUUUGGGUGUCUAACAAAUCAGAGCAUCACAGAAUAACUUAUUUGGAUAAAGGAAGCUGGCUGUUAGGAAACAUCAAUCAAACUGGCUACUUUAGAGUCAACUAUGACCUAAGGAACUGGAGAUUAUUAAUUGAUCAGUUAAUCAGGAACCAUGAGGUUCUUUCUGUCAGUAACCGUGCAGGUUUGAUUGACGACGCCUUCAGCCUGGCCAGGGCUGGCUAUUUGCCUCAGAAUAUUCCCCUGGAGCUUAUCAGAUACCUGUCUGAGGAGAAGGAUUUUCUUCCUUGGCAUGCUGCCAGCCGAGCUCUCUAUCCUCUAGACAAAUUAUUGGACCGCAUGGAGAACUACAAUAUCUUCAAUGAAUAUAUAUUAAAACAAGUUGCUACGACAUACAUCAAACUUGGAUGGCCAAAAAAUAAUUUUAAUGGAUCCCUUGUUCAAGCAUCCUACCAAUAUGAAGAGCUUCGCAGGGAAGUGAUCAUGUUGGCCUGCAGUUUUGGCAACAAGCACUGUCACCAGCAAGCAUCGACACUCAUUUCAGAUUGGAUUUCCAGCAACAGAAAUAGAAUCCCACUAAAUGUCAGAGACAUUGUCUACUGUACGGGUGUGUCGUUGCUGGAUGAGGACGUUUGGGAGUUCAUAUGGAUGAAGUUUCACUCCACCACCACGGUUUCUGAAAAGAAGAUCUUGCUUGAGGCCUUAACCUGCAGUGACGACAGGAAUUUAUUGAAUAGGCUUCUCAAUCUCUCGCUGAAUUCUGAAGUGGUAUUGGAUCAGGAUGCCAUUGAUGUCAUAAUCCAUGUAGCCCGAAAUCCACAUGGUCGAGACCUCGCCUGGAAGUUCUUCAGAGAUAAAUGGAAGAUACUUAAUACCAGGUAUGGAGAAGCAUUAUUUAUGAAUUCUAAACUUAUCAGUGGAGUUACAGAAUUUCUCAAUACUGAAGGAGAACUUAAAGAGCUGAAGAACUUCAUGAAGAGCUAUGAUGGGGUGGCGGCUGCUUCUUUCUCACGAGCUGUGGAGACUGUGGAAGCCAAUGUGCGCUGGAAAAUGCUUUAUCAAGAUGAGCUUUUCCAAUGGCUGGGAAAAGCUAUGAGACACUAAUAUGCCUCAUAAAGUUAAUCUGAAAUUUUGUGAGAGGACCUGCUUUGUGUGGAAUGAGGGAAAUGGCCCAAUUUUCUGUGUUAACAUGUGGGAGGAUUUAUUUUAUUUUAUUUUUAUUUUGGGGGUAUUUCUGUUUGUUUCAUUCACUGUUUUGUUUCUCUACUGGGUUUUUUGUAAAGAAAUUCCUG